Dentiscutata erythropus is the source of this 434-nucleotide messenger RNA. NCBI's taxonomy places the organism in Eukaryota, Fungi, Glomeromycota, Glomeromycetes, Diversisporales, Gigasporaceae. The record is from the annotation of a GenBank genome assembly.
CAGAAGCCUUAACAAAUACUAACAAGCAACCUUCUACACCAACACCAACUUCAUUUUUGCAUCCUUCUACAUUAACUUCAUUACCUCUACAAUCUUCAAACCUAGAUCCAAGUCCUACCCUUACUUCUAAAAAAAGAUUAUUAAAAGCUAAAGUUGAAUCACUUAAUCUUAAUAUUGAGCAUGAUGAUGAAAUUAUUCAGACUAGUAAUAAUAAUGGUGUGUGGUCCAGUAACAACAAUGAAGAACAAUUCAGCAAUCUAAAUACUUUUAAUGAUAAUGAUUAUAACAAUAUCUUUAAUACUUUGAAUAAUAUAUUUGAUGGAUUGAAUAAUAGCAUGAAUGAUAUUUUUAAUAGACAAAAGGUUACAAACAACAGUUAUUAUCUAAAUGCAUUAAAUAGUAUUGAUCCUAUAGUUAAUUCUGAAACUUUAUAA